AUGGAAGAAAACAAUUUACUAUCUUUACCGACCCAGUCAUUCGAUGAAUUAUCUUCUAACCAACCCGAUAAUCUAAGCAGUGAAAAUGAAACAUCUGAAAGAUUAAGUCGUAAUAAUGGGUCAAAAAAACGAAUCUGGGUAUGGAAAUAUUUUGAAUCAGAAAAAGUAGUUGAAGAAAAAUCUAAUCAA
Messenger RNA from Racocetra fulgida, 189 nucleotides. Lineage: Eukaryota; Fungi; Glomeromycota; Glomeromycetes; Diversisporales; Gigasporaceae. The record is from the annotation of a GenBank genome assembly.